CCCAUAUUUAUUUAUCUUCUCUUCAACUUCUGACGAUCUACAUUAUUGAGACCCACCAAGAUCUAAUUAAGAGAUAUCAUUUUGAGUGAUGGAAGGAAAUGACCAACUUCACUAUCACCAAAACCAUCGCUCGACUACUUCUUUUCCUCUUCAAUUGUUAGAGAAGAAGGAAUAUGAUAAUCCUCAACCUCCUCUUGAGAUCAUCUCUAAGAAGCCCUCUCCUAAGAGAACCUCUACUAAGGACCGUCACACCAAAGUCGAUGGCCGCGGUCGUCGCACCCGAAUGCCUGCUCUUUGUGCUGCUAGAGUUUUCCAGCUUACUCGUGAGCUCGGCCACAAGUCCGAUGGCGAAACCAUCGAAUGGCUUCUUCAGCAGGCCGAGCCUGCUGUUAUUGCCGCUACCGGUACAGGGACCAUACCUGCAAACUUUAACUCUCUCAAUACCUCACUAAGAAGAUCGGCUACAAGCAUUUCUCUACCAUCUCAACUAAGAUCCUCGUCUUACUACCACCCGGGAGUGAUGGGGAUCAACUCUGAAGCAAUGAAUAAUAUGGCUCAAAUGACUCAACCAAAACAAGAUCAUCACUAUCUCCAACAAUCCACCACAGGGCUAAUCCCUGCCACUACUCCGGCCAACUUUUGGAUGCUUUCCGACCCCAACAACCAAUUACUCGGCAGCGGAGGCGACCCUUUAUGGAGGCUUCAGUCGGCCAACAACCAAGACGGCGCUUUAUUCAGAUCAGGGCAACCCUCCGGUGGUUUACGUUUUUCGAAUCUGGCUGCUCCGUUGACGCUCCUCCCAGGAAAGCCACUCUCAUUGGGACCCACUACUGCCGGAGGUGGACGUGGAACCAUGAAUGAUGAUGGGCACUUGAAUAUUUACGCCGCCCAAAAUCCGCCGCAUGGGGCGGCGCCCGACACCGGUGUCUCCUAAUCAUAAUUGUUGCCUAUGCGGCUUUCCUUACUAAUUUCUUCAUAUAUGAAUAUGGUUUGAGACGUGAGGUUAGACAUGUGAUU
Messenger RNA from Benincasa hispida (wax gourd), 1017 nucleotides. RefSeq names its product transcription factor TCP15-like. The record is from RefSeq and is a predicted model, not a curated record. Gene Ontology annotation, molecular function: DNA-binding transcription factor activity; sequence-specific DNA binding. NCBI's taxonomy places the organism in Eukaryota, Viridiplantae, Streptophyta, Magnoliopsida, Cucurbitales, Cucurbitaceae. Gene Ontology annotation, cellular component: nucleus.